CACCGGCAUCAGGUCAUUUGGCUCGACGUCGCGGCCACGCAUCAUCUGGCAAGGCAGUGGGCUCCCGAGUCAACUGGUAUAGGGACCGCGGGCACUGGGUCAGACAUUGGAUCGUCUGAUGGACAGCGGGCAUCGGGGGAGUUGAGGGCAUGGGUCACCAGGCAUCAGGUCAUUUGCGCUCAACUAGCGGGCCACCCGCGUCAUCCCUGGCAAGGCAGUGGGCUCCGAAUCAACACAGGCACGACAGUGGGCAACCGGGUCAUCAGGUAUGACAGCGAGCACUGGCGGGUCACCCAGGCAUCAGGCAUCUGGAUCAACAGCGGGCAUCGAGUCAACUGGCCUAAUAGGAUCAUCAGGCUGGAUCAGUUCAUCAUGCUGGGUAGAGGCAUCAGGCUGAAUGCCGGCGUCCGGCUGAGUAGAGGCUUCAGGCCGAGUAGAGGCUUCUGGCCGUGUAGAGGCUUCAGGCCGAGUAGAGGCUUCAGGCCGAGUAGAGGCUUCAGGCUG
Messenger RNA from Staurois parvus, 504 nucleotides. NCBI's taxonomy places the organism in Eukaryota, Metazoa, Chordata, Amphibia, Anura, Ranidae. The record is from the annotation of a GenBank genome assembly.